Populus nigra (black poplar) is the source of this 15707-nucleotide messenger RNA. Its product is annotated as auxin transport protein BIG. Gene Ontology annotation, cellular component: cytosol; plasmodesma. The coding region runs from base 141 to 15470 and encodes 5109 amino acids. NCBI's taxonomy places the organism in Eukaryota, Viridiplantae, Streptophyta, Magnoliopsida, Malpighiales, Salicaceae. Gene Ontology annotation, biological process: auxin polar transport. The record is from RefSeq and is a predicted model, not a curated record. The transcript is spliced from 14 exons. Gene Ontology annotation, molecular function: protein binding; zinc ion binding.
CCGUCUCCUCACAAAGUUAUAAACCUCACUCUUUCUUUCUCCUUUCCUCUUCUCCAAACAUCCCAAACGCGAACUCUCUCUCUCUCUCUCUCUCUCUCUCUCGAAUGCAGUGAUCUCCAUAAUUUCUUCACUCUCUGAUCAUGGAAGCAGACGACUUGUCAGUACUUCACAAAUCACUCUUCGAAGACAAACUCUCUGCCACCGAUCUCUUCUUACAAAAACUCCGUUCUGAUACUUCCAUCAAGUCAGCCCUCCAACGAUUCUACUCGAUUCUAAAACGCGGCGUUUCACUGAUCGAUGAUGAUGCUAAUAAUAGUGAACUGAAGUUAGGGUUUCAAUUAUGGACCGAUUCGCAAAUUCAAUCUGUCGUUUCACUCGGUAUCGCCAUCGUUUCGUCUUCUAGAUCUCUGUCAGUAGAGCAAGCAGAGCCGAUAGUAGUUGCUGUUGUGAACCAAUUGGUGGAAUUUGCUGUUUGUUAUCUGGAGAAAUCUGAGUUCAGUGGCAAUGAUUUCAGUAUCCAGAACAAUAUGGCUUUGCUUAUGGAGUUGGCAUUGGUUGAUGGAGUAGAUAAAGUCACAAAUACAUUGCAGUCUUGCUCUGAGAAUAGCAUUCUGGAAUUGCCGAUGGUUUCUGGUGAUUGUUGUGGUAUUGAGUUAGAUGAUCACAUAAAAUGUAGUCUUCAAGGAGUUGGUUGCUCAAUAGGGGAGAAACCAGUGGACCGGCUGUUAAUGAAAUUAAAAUCUGAGUGCAUUCAGCCUGAGUGGCAGGCUUCUGGGAUCAGCGGGCAUGACAAAGAUUUGAACAAUUUGAUCUUCCUGUCUCAGCACUGGGCUGUUGUUCAUGUGGAUUGCGUCCGACGUCUAAUGUCAUGCUGUCACAAACUGAUAGAGUUGCCAGAUAUGCCUGGUGAAAAAAUUGCAGGUCCAGAUUUCUGCAACAGACUAUCUGUUGGUUUGAGGAUAUUGAAGCUGCUCAGAAAUUUGAUAAAGGACGUCCCUUACAUUGAAUAUGAUGCUUCAAUGUUACAGGAGGGUGCUUCAUGUGCUGAUGCAUUCCCUAAAUUGUUUAGACUUCAAUUUGACUUUGUAAAUAGUCACACUGCUGUUGAGGGUAAUUUGGAGAGUAUUAUCCUGUCUCUGUUGGAAGAGUUUCUUCAUGUGGUCCAAGUUAUUUUCUGCAAUACCAGUGCUUUUCAGAAUAUCCAAGCAUGUGUGGUUGCUUCUAUAUUGGACAACUUGGACUCUUCUAUAUGGAGAGACGACAAAUCUGCUACUAAUAUAAAGCCUCCUCUGGUAUACUUUCCUCGAACUGUCCUUUAUGUAAUAAAUCUUAUUCUGGAUAUCAAGAGACAAGCACAUCAGGCUCUUGAUUUGAAGGAGUUUGACACGGAUCUUGUUGGUAGCUCUGCUGAAUUUCUACAUGAUUGCCCUUCAUGCCUUGCUCAUUUUGAGCGUGUCCCUUUGCUUAAAAGGUUCACAGCCGAUGAAUUAUUGAGAAUUAUAUUUUCUCCAUCAACUCAGUGGAUGGACAAUUUGAUGGAUCUUAUUUCUUUUCUGCACUCUGAAGGAGUAAAAUUAAGGCCAAAAGUGGAGAGAUCUCAUUCCAGUUGUUCAAAAGCUAAUUGCUCCGCAGAACUGGAAAAUGCAGUUUGCCAUGAAGAUGAAGCCCUUUUCGGGAACCUUUUCUCCGAAAGUGGUCGGUCGGUGGGAUCCGUGGAUGGGUAUGAGCAACCAGUAGCAGCCAUCAACUCUUUCUCCAGCAAUUGCAAUCUGCCAAUGCAAGCUGCUACUGAAACAUUGAGCUUUCUUAAGGAUUCUGUCUUUUUUCAUGAAUGGUCUCCUUCUAUUUUUGAGGAUGGGUGCAAAAGGCUACAAGAGAACCAUAUUGAUACAUUGCUUUCUAUACUCAACUGUCAGGGCUGUUGUUUUUUGGAAGAUAAUUCUUCUGACAGUUGUGCUAAUUUGCAUGAACAGAGAAAAACUAGGCACAUCCAUGAACUUUGCUUUGAACUAUUGCGGAAUCUUCUUACUCACCAUGCUUUGUCUGAUUCUCUUGAAGAGUACCUUGUUGAGCAAAUUCUGAAAGUUGAAAAUGAUGCAUUUGCUUACAAUGAUCAGACCCUCACCUUACUAGCUCACACUCUUUUUUCCAGAGUGGGUGUGGUUGGUAGCCAGUUGAGAACCAAACUUUAUGAAGGCUUUGCAGGUUUCAUUGUUGACAAGGCAAAAAUUGUUGGUUCAAAAUGUCCUUGCUUUAAGGAACUCAUUGCGAAUCUUCCAUCAGUGUUUCAUGUUGAGAUUCUUCUAAUGGCAUUCCACUUAUCAUCCACAGGGGAAAAGGCAGCCCAUGCAAACUUAAUAUUUUCUUCCCUUCGAGCAGUUGAUGCUCCAUCUGUGGGUUUUAGUAGCACACAAUUGUCAUGUUGGGCUCUACUUGUUUCAAGGUUGAUCUUGCUGCUUCACCAUAUGAUGUUUUAUCCACGUAAUUGCCCUUCAUCAUUUCUUCUUGAUUUGCGUUCAAAGUUGAGGGAAGCACCAAUUUGUGGUUCACUUCUGCCAAAUAGGGUUAAUGAUCAGUUGUUGUCUUGGGUGUCGAUUGCCAUGAAGAAUUUAUUGGGUGCAUGUGCUGAGGAAGAGCCUCUUGUCAGUACCUUGAUCAAUCAAUUGGUUGACAUUUCUGCUCUUCCUCCUUCACUUUGCAGAGAUGAACUGGCCAUUGAAUCCUUAUGCUUGAGUUGGAAUGAUAUAUAUGCCACCUUCUCAUGGAUUCUGGGAUUCUGGAAAGGUAAAAGAGCUUCAUCUGUAGAAGACCUUAUAAUUGAAAGAUAUAUUUUCUCACUUUGCUCAGAUAUUCCUGCCAUGAGUUCUGCAGCAGACGAUCAACUUUCACUUGGGAGUGAGCCUUUAGCUCAGGACAUAUCUAAUAUGGCAUAUUUCUUUUGCUUCAGUCGCUCACUUUUGGGCCAUGGCAAUAAUAUUGGCAAGGGUUCAAACCUUACAGAUGCUAUAGUUGGUGUUCUGCACGAAAUCUGUGCCUUGAACAUACCCGAGGACAUCAAGGAACUAGGAUGGGAUUUUUUAAGAACUGGGUCGUGGUUGUCUCUAGUACUUUCCUUGUUCAAUGUUGGCCUCUGCAGAUAUUGCAUGAAGAUUAAAGUCCCUGGAGUGACUCCAUUCUGGAUUGAAAACACUGCAAGUGACAAUCAGUUUGUCGCUGUUGCAGAAGGUCUGACUUCCUGCUUAAUUGAAGCUGGCCAAGUCUCAGUGCUGGUUAGGAUGUUAUCAACCUUGCUAAGCAGAUAUUUACUGGCCUAUCAGAAAGCUUUCCUUGCAAUUAUUGAUAAUGACCAGCAUGAUGUGAAAAGCUUCCCGUCUCUCCUGCUUCUCAAACAUUCCAGCUUUGACAAAUGCCUGCUCGAUGAAGUCUUCAAGAAUGGAACCAGUUUUUGCAAUCUUGGUUAUGUUUUUGAUCUCCUAUCAAAGUUGGAUGUGGUUGUCGACAAAAGGGCUCCAGGUAUUCAAUGUAAGGUGUUUUGGGAGUGUAUGCUGCAUGGUUUUCCCUCUAAUCUUCGAACUCCUAGUGCAGUCUUUCUCUCUUGUACUCUCACCAUAAGAGGCAUCAUUUUCCUUCUAGAUAAGUUGUUCAGAGUAGAAGAUCUGAGAGAAAAAGUUAGCCUGGAGACUGAGGUAAUGCGCCAGAUUCUAGAUUCAGUGAUGACUGUCAAGUUCGAUAGAAUCUUUGAGAGCCUUCAAGGGAAAUGUGAAGACAUUGUUCGUAACCUCGGUACUGGAUCAGAACUGUCAGAUUAUACUGACCUGUUUAUGAUGAAGCACAUGGAAGGGUUUUUAAGAGAAAUCAAUGGCAGAGGAGUGAGUGACAGCAGUAUCUAUGAAUGGAUUAUUACUAAGAUCAUCAAUACCGCAGAUAGCCUUAAAAAAGAUCCUAUAAAAUCUGUCAUCUUCAAGUUUUAUCUUGGUGCAGAGGAUAUGCCUGAAAUGCUCAAGGAUUUCUGUGGGUUGCAACGUGGUGAUUUGUUAGUUCUGAUUGAUUCCCUGGAUGAUUGUUGCUCUGAAUCAGUAAAUGGGAAGGUGCUUAGUUUCUUUGUUGAUAUCUUAUCUGGAGAUUUUUGUCCAGAUCUCAAACAGAAGAUAAGGGAAAAAUUCUUUGGAAUGGAUUUGCAUGAUUUGUCAAAAUGGUUGGAGAAGCGGUUAUUAGGUUGUGUGGUGGAAGCUUCAGAGGGUGGCAACUGUGCAAAAGGGAAUUCUGUUUCUUUCAGAGAAACAACCAUGAGUUUUAUUCUCUCUCUUGUAUCCUCACCCUCUGAGGCACAUUUGAUGGAACACAGUCAUUUAUUUGAAGCAGUGCUGGCUUCACUCGAUGCUGCAUUUUUGCUAUUUGAUGUUCAUAUUGCAAAGUCCUACUUCCAUUUUGCUGUUCAACUAUCGAGAGGGGAAUAUUCAAUGAAGUUGCUUUUGAAGAGGACCAUAAUGCUGAUGGAGAAGCUUGCUGGUGAUGAACAUCUGCUUCCAGGACUGAAAUUUCUGUUUGGCUUUCUUGGAUCUCUCUUGAGUGAUUUUGGAUCCACUACGAGCAGCUUGGAGAAGUCUUUAGGGAAGCCUGUAUUGAGUGGUAGUCUUGGAGCAGGUUCUGUCGCUUUUAAAUCACUCGGAUCAAGAAAGAAUUCUGACACUUUGGUUCUUUCUGCAAAUCAAGAAGGGGGAUCCUCGGCCCUUGAAUGUGAUGCAAAUUCUGUAGAUGAUGAGGAGGAUGAUGGAACAUCUGAUGGUGAGGUAGCUAGCAUAGACAAAGAUGAGGAGGAGGAUACCAACAGUGAAAGGGCCCUUGCCUCUAAAGUAUGUACAUUUACAUCCAGUGGCAGCAAUUUUAUGGAACAACACUGGUAUUUUUGUUAUACUUGUGACCUGACAGGAUCAAAAGGCUGUUGUUCUGUCUGUGCAAAAGUUUGUCACCGUGGUCAUCGUGUUGUUUAUUCUCGCUCAAGUCGUUUUUUCUGUGACUGUGGAGCUGGUGGUGUUAGGGGUAGCAGCUGUCAAUGCUUGAAAGCUCGAAAAUUCACUGGAAGUGACAGUGCACCUAUUCGUAAUACAAGCAAUUUUCAGUCUUUUCUGCCCUUUACCGCAGAUGCAGAUCAUUUGCCAGAGAGUGAUUCUGAGCUAGAUGAGGAUGCAGCUAUAGAUGCAGAUAAUUCACUCAGGUUAUCUAUUCCGAGAGAGCUUCAGGAUAGGAUGCCAAUGUUACUUGAAGAAGUUGAUGUUGAAGGUCAGGUGCUUCAAAUUUGCUCUUCAUUGUUGUCUUCUAUAACCAGCAAAAGAGAUCCAAAUCUGUCCGUGGAUAAAAAAGUUAUUUUAGGGAAAGACAAGGUGCUUUCAUAUGGUGUUGAACUGUUGCAGUUGAAGAAGGCGUAUAAAAGUGGGUCUUUGGACUUGAAAAUAAAGGCUGAUUAUUCAAAUGCCAAGGAACUCAGAUCACAUUUAGCUAGUGGUUCUCUUUUCAAAUCUUUGCUCAGUGUCAACAAUCGAGGUCGACUUGCUGUUGGAGAAGGGGACAAAGUUGCUAUAUUUGAUGUUGGGCAAUUAAUUGGACAAGCCACCACUGCACCAGUAACGGCAGAUAAGACUAAUGUCAAGCCUCUCUCAAGAAAUGUUGUUCGCUUUGAAAUUGUACAUCUUGCUUUCAAUUCAGUGGCAGAGAAUUAUCUUGCUGUGGCAGGAUAUGAAGAUUGCCAUGUCCUCACUUUGAAUCCUCGUGGUGAAGUAACUGACCGGCUUGCCAUUGAACUUGCUCUGCAAGGUGCAUACAUUAGGCGGGUUGAUUGGGUUCUGGGUUCUCAGGUUAGAUUAAUGGUGGUAACUAAUAGGUUUAUUAAAAUAUAUGACCUAGCCCAGGACAACAUAAGUCCAGUGCACUAUUUCACACUGCCAAAUGAGAUGAUUGUGGAUGCAACCCUUAUUAUGGCUUCUCAGGGAAGGAUGUUUCUUAUUGUACUCUCAGAACAAGGGAACUUGUUCAGGCUGCAAUUAUCUUUGGAAGGUAAUGUUGGGGCCACGCCAUUGAAGGACAUUAUUGCAAUUCAGGACAGGGAAAUCAAUGCAAAGGGCUCAUCUUUAUACUUCUCUACUACAUAUAAGUUACUCAUGUUAUCCUAUCAAGAUGGCACUACUUUGAUGGGCCGGCUAAGCCCUGAUGCAACAUCUCUAACUGAAAUCUCUUUUGUUUAUGAGGAUGAACAAGAUGGUAGGAAGUCACCAGCAGGUCUGCAUCGAUGGAAAGAGUUGCUUGUUGGAAGUGGAUUAUUUGUUUGCUUCUCCAGCAUGAAAUCAAAUGCUGCACUUGCUGUAUCCUUGGGGCCUCAUGAGCUACAUUCCCAGAACAUGCGGCAUACAGUGGGAUCAACCUUGCUUUUAGUUGGAUUAACUGCUUAUAAGCCAUUGUCAAAAGACAAAGUUCACUGUCUUGUAUUACAUGAUGACGGAAGCCUUCAGAUAUACUCACAUGUCCCUGCAGGAGCUGAUACUACUGCAAGUGUGACAGCUGAGAAAGUAAAAAAGUUGGGUUCUGGUAUUCUCAAUAAAGCUUAUGCUGGUGUGAAGCCAGAAUUCCCCCUCGAUUUCUUUGAGAAAACAGUCUGCAUCACAGCAGAUGUUAAAUUGGGUGGUGAUGCCAUCAGAAAUGGUGAUGCUGAAGCAGCCAAGCACACCUUGGCUUCAGAGGAUGGCUUUUUAGAAAGCCCCAGUCCUGCAGGAUUUAAGAUAUCUGUAUCCAAUUCAAACCCUGAUAUUGUUAUGGUUGGCUUUCGAGUGUAUGUGGGGAAUAUAUCAGCAAGUCAUAUACCCUCUGAUAUUACCAUUUUCCAGAGAGCAAUUAAAUUAGAUGAGGGCAUGCGAUCCUGGUAUGAUAUACCAUUUACUGUUGCCGAAUCACUCCUUGCUGAUGAAGAAUUUACGAUCUCUGUUGGGCCAACCUUCAAUGGCACUGCACUUCCUAGAAUUGACUCGCUUGAAGUAUAUGGCCGAGCCAAAGAUGAAUUUGGAUGGAAGGAGAAAAUGGAUGCAGUGCUGGACAUGGAAGCUCGUGUGCUUGGCUCCAAUUCAUUGCUUGCAGGGUCUGGAAAGAAGUGUCGGUCGCUGCAGUCUACUUCUGUUCAAGAGCAGGCUGUAUCAGAUGGUCUGAAGCUUCUAUCAAGAAUAUAUUCACUGCGUAGAUCACAAGAAGAUGAAGUAAAACUGGAGCUUAGUGAACUCAAGUGCAAGUUGCUGUUAGAAACUAUAUUUGAAAGUGACAGAGAACCGUUGUUGCAAGCCGCUGCUUGCUGUGUCUUGCAGGCUGUUUUCCCCAAGAAAGAGAGAUAUUACCAGGUCAAGGAUGCAAUGCGGCUUCAUGGGGUGGUGAAAUCAACCUCUGCUCUUUCUUCAAGAUUAGGAGUUGGAGGAAAUACUGGAGGAUGGAUUAUUGAAGAGUUCACUGCUCAGAUGCGUGCUGUAUCUAAGAUUGCAUUGCACCGUCGAUCAAAUUUAGCCUUUUUUCUGGAGAUGAAUGGUUCUGAAGUGGUGGAUGGGCUUAUGCAAGUUCUUUGGGGAAUUUUGGACUUGGAGCAGCCUGACACUCAAACUCUGAACAACAUUGUUAUCUCUUCUGUAGAACUCAUUUACUGUUAUGCUGAAUGUCUGGCUUUACAUGGAAAAGACACAACAGGGCGCUCUGUUGCCCCUGCCGUCCUAUUGUUCAAGAAACUUCUGUUCUCCCCCAAUGAAGCAGUUCGAACUUCCAGCAGCCUUGCUAUAUCAUCAAGAUUGCUCCAGGUUCCAUUCCCAAAGCAAACUAUGUUAGCAACAGAUGAUGUUGUGGAUAGCAUGGUCUCUGCAUCUGGACCAGCUGAGACAGCUGGGGGAAAUGCACAAGUAAUGAUUGAAGAAGAUUCUAUUACGUCAUCAGUUCAAUAUUGUUGUGAUGGCUGUUCCACUGUGCCUAUUCUCAGGCGAAGAUGGCAUUGCACUGUUUGUCCCGAUUUUGAUUUGUGUGAGAAUUGCUAUCAGGUUCUGGAUGCAGAUCGGCUUCCUCCACCCCAUUCUAGAGAUCAUCCUAUGACUGCUAUUCCAAUUGAAAUGGAAUCUUUGGGAGGAGAUGGCAAUGAAAUACACUUUUCCACUGAUGAUGCAAGUGACUCGAGCUUGUUGCCAGCCACUACAGAUGUAAGCAUGCAGAGUUCCACUCCAUCAAUUCAUGUCUUAGAACCCAAUGAAUCUGGAGACUUUUCCGCUUCGGUGACUGAUACUGUCUCAAUUUCUGCUUCAAAACGAGCUGUGAAUUCCUUGCUUCUUUCUGAAUUUCUUGAGCAGCUGAAAGGAUGGAUGGAGACAACCUCUGGUGUUCGGGCAAUCCCUGUCAUGCAACUGUUCUAUAGAUUGUCAUCUGCAGCUGGAGGACCUUUUGUGAACAGCUCCAAGCCUGAGACCUUAGAUCUAGAGAAACUAAUUAGGUGGUUCUUGGAUGAAAUUGAUCUCGACAAACCUUUUGUUGCCAGAACCCGUUCCACUUUUGGAGAGGUUGCAAUCCUUGUCUUCAUGUUCUUCACCUUGAUGCUCCGGAACUGGCACCAGCCUGGGAGUGAUGCCUCUGUUCCGAAAUCAAGUGGAAACACAGAAACUCAUGAUAAGAACAUUAUGCAGGCGGCUUCUGUUUCUUCUCAGUAUACCUUGGAAUGUCAAGAGAAAAAUGACUUUGCAUCUCAGCUGCUACAAGCCUGCAGUUCUCUCAGGAACCAAAAUUUUGUCAAUUAUCUUAUGGACAUACUGCAGCAGCUGGUUCAUGUUUUUAAGUCCUCUACUGCUAAUUUUGAGGCCACCCAUGGUGUGAACACUAGUUCUGGAUGUGGGGCUCUAUUAACAGUGCGGAGAGAUUUACCAGCGGGUAAUUUCGCUCCAUUCUUCUCGGAUUCGUAUGCAAAAGCUCACCGUAGUGAUAUUUUUAUGGACUACCACAGGCUAUUAUUGGAGAAUGCUUUUCGAUUGGUGUACACCUUAGUUAGACCAGAGAAGCAAGACAAGACUGGUGAGAAGGAGAAGGUUUACAAGAUAUCAUCUGCAAAGGAUUUGAAGCUAGAUGGAUAUCAAGAUGUCCUUUGCAAUUACAUCAAUAAUCCUCAUACUGCAUUUGUGAGAAGAUAUGCAAGGAGGCUUUUUCUGCAUCUGUGUGGUAGCAAAACCCACUAUUACAGUGUUCGAGAUUCAUGGCAGUUCUCAAGUGAAGUGAAAAAAUUCUACAAGCACAUAAACAAAUCUGGUGGCCUUCAAAGUCCCAUCUCUUAUGAGCGAAGUGUGAAAAUUGUGAAGUGCUUGUCUACAAUGGCUGAGGUGGCUGCUGCAAGGCCUCGAAAUUGGCAGAAGUACUGUUUGAAGCAUGGCGAUGUUCUAUCAUUUCUCAUGAAUGGAGUGUUCUAUUUUGGUGAAGAGUUUGUCAUUCAGACUCUCAAACUGUUAAAUCUGGCCUUUUAUUCAGGAAAAGACAUGAGCCACUCCUUGCAGAAAGCUGAAUCAGGGGACUCUGGAACAAGUACAAAUAAAUCAGUGGCACAGGCUCUGGAUUCUAAGAAGAAGAAGAAGGGUGAAGAUGGAACUGAGUCUGGGCUGGAGAAGUCCUUUUUGGAUAUGGAGGCAGUUGUAGAUAUCUUUUCUGACAAGGGUGGAGAUGUCUUGGGGCAAUUUAUUGACUGCUUUUUACUGGAAUGGAACUCAAGCUCUGUGCGUACAGAGGCCAAGUCAGUUCUUUAUGGUGCAUGGCAUCAUGGGAAACAACCAUUCAAGGAAACAAUGUUAAUGGCCCUCUUGCAGAAGGUGAAAAAUUUGCCAAUGUAUGGUCAGAACAUUGUUGAGUUCACUGAACUGGUCACCUGGUUGCUGGGGAAGGCCCCCGAUAACAGUUCAAAGCAACAGAGCACUGGACUUAUUGACCGAUGUUUAACCCCUGAUGUCAUUAGGUGCAUCUUUGAGACACUUCAUUCACAAAAUGAGCUCAUAGCUAACCAUCCAAAUUCUCGCAUAUAUAAUACUUUAAGUGGUCUGGUAGAAUUUGAUGGUUACUAUCUUGAGAGUGAGCCUUGUGUUGCCUGCAGUUCUCCUGAGGUACCAUAUAGUAGAAUGAAGCUGGAGAGCUUGAAAUCUGAAACGAAGUUUACUGAUAAUCGUAUCAUAGUUAAAUGCACUGGAAGCUACACCAUCCAAACUGUGACGAUGAAUGUUCACGAUGCACGCAAGUCUAAAUCAGUGAAAGUGUUGAACCUGUACUACAACAAUCGGCCUGUGGCUGACUUGUCGGAGUUGAAAAAUAAUUGGUCCCUGUGGAAGCGUGCAAAGAGCUGUCAUCUUGCUUUCAACCAGACUGAAUUGAAAGUGGAAUUUCCCAUUCCAAUCACUGCUUGUAACUUCAUGAUUGAACUGGAUUCUUUCUAUGAAAAUCUUCAGGCUUUAUCCCUUGAACCACUGCAAUGCCCACGUUGUAGUCGACCUGUCACUGAUAAGCAUGGAAUUUGCGGCAAUUGCCAUGAAAAUGCAUAUCAGUGCAGGCAAUGUCGCAACAUAAAUUAUGAGAAUUUGGAUUCAUUUUUGUGCAAUGAGUGUGGAUACAGCAAAUAUGGUCGUUUUGAGUUCAACUUCAUGGCAAAGCCAAGUUUUACAUUUGAUAGCAUGGAGAAUGAUGAUGAUAUGAAGAGGGGGUUGGCAGCCAUUGAAUUGGAAUCAGAAAAUGCUCACAGAAGAUACCAGCAACUUCUGGGCUUCAAAAAGCCCCUCCUUAAGAUUGUUUCAAGCAUUGGUGAGAAUGAAAUGGAUUCACAACAGAAGGACUCUGUUCAGCAGAUGAUGGUAUCUCUGCCUGGACCGUCAUGUAAGAUAAAUCGUAAGAUUGCUCUUCUUGGUGUCUUGUAUGGUGAAAAAUGCAAAGCUGCUUUUGACUCUGUCAGCAAAAGUGUUCAGACACUGCAGGGGCUUCGUCGGGUUUUGAUGAGUUACCUGCACCAAAAACAAUCUGAUGGUGCAGUUGCAGCAUCAAGGUUUGUGAUUUCAAGGUCUCCAAAUAAUUGCUAUGGCUGCGCAACUACGUUUGUUACACAGUGUUUGGAGAUAUUACAGGUGCUAUCAAAGCUUCCUAAUUUGAAGAAACAACUUGUUACAGCUGGCAUCUUAUCUGAAUUGUUUGAGAAUAAUAUUCAUCAAGGUCCAAAAGCAGCUCGUGUCCAAGCUAGAGCUGUACUUUGUGCUUUCUCUGAAGGUGAUAUCAAUGCAGUAACUGAAUUAAAUAGUUUAAUACAGAAGAAAGUCAUGUACUGUCUUGAACAUCAUCGCUCCAUGGACAUUGCCUUAGCUACUCGUGAAGAGUUGCUAUUGCUUUCAGAAGUAUGUUCACUGGCUGAUGAAUUUUGGGAAUCAAGAUUACGUGUUGUUUUCCAGCUGUUAUUUUCAUCAAUUAAAUUAGGUGCCAAGCAUCCUGCAAUAGCUGAGCAUAUUAUUCUCCCUUGUCUGAGAAUUAUAUCUCAGGCUUGUACUCCUCCAAAACCUGAUACUGUAGACAAAGAGCAAGGAACGGGGAAGUCUGUUUCUGCAGCACAACUGAAGGAUGAAAAUAACGCAAGUGGUUCUGGAUCUUUGAGUGGGUUUGUGAGUGGUAACAAGUCUGCACCAGAACAUACAGAAAAAAAUUGGGAUGCUUCUAAAAAGACUCAGGAUAUUCAGUUACUAAGUUAUUCAGAGUGGGAAAAAGGAGCAUCAUAUCUUGAUUUUGUCAGAAGGCAGUACAAGGUGUCUCAAGCAGUUAAAGGCUUAGGCCAGAGAUCUAGGACCCAGAGAAAUGAGUAUCUGGCACUCAAAUAUGGCCUUAGGUGGAAGCGCCGUGCUAGUAAGACUUCUAAAGGUGGUUUAUUUGCAUUUGAGCUGGGUUCCUGGGUGACUGAACUUGUUCUGAGUGCUUGUUCACAAUCUAUUCGAUCAGAGAUGUGCAUGCUCAUUAAUUUACUUUGUGCUCAGAGUUCCUCAAGACGAUUCCGGCUGUUAAACCUACUGAUGGCUUUGCUACCAGCUACUCUUGCUGCUGGGGAAAGUGCAGCAGAGUACUUUGAAUUGCUUUUCAAGAUGGUCGAUUCUGAAGAUGCUCGUCUGUUCUUGACUGUGCGUGGAUGUUUAACUAGCAUUUGUAAAUUGAUAACCCAAGAAGUGGGUAAUGUUGAAUCUCUGGAAAGAAGUUUGCACAUAGACAUUUCACAGGGAUUCAUUCUCCACAAGCUCAUAGAACUACUUGGAAAAUUUUUGGAGGUUCCGAAUAUCAGAUCCAGUUUUAUGCGAAAUAAUCUGCUGUCUGAUGUCCUUGAGGCUCUUAUAGUCAUCCGUGGCUUGAUAGUGCAAAAGACAAAGUUGAUCAGUGAUUGCAAUCGCCUUCUGAAAGAUCUUCUAGACAGUCUACUUCUGGAAAGCAGUGAAAAUAAACGACAAUUUAUCCACGCUUGUAUCUGUGGUCUGCAAAUCCAUGGAGAAGAGAGGAAAGGACGAGCUUGUUUGUUUAUCCUGGAGCAGCUUUGCAAUUUGAUAUGCCCUUCAAAACCAGAGUCUCUUUAUCUGUUGGUUCUAAACAAGGCACACACACAAGAAGAGUUCAUCAGGGGAUCCAUGACUAAGAAUCCAUAUUCCAGCACUGAAGUUGGUCCGCUGAUGCGUGAUGUUAAAAAUAAAAUUUGCAACCAAUUGGAUCUGCUAGCCCUUCUUGAAGAUGACUAUGCGAUGGAGUUGCUGGUUGCUGGGAAUAUUAUAUCUCUUGAUUUGAGCGUUGCUCAAGUUUAUGAGCAAGUUUGGAAGAAGUCAAAUAGUCAAUCUUCAAAUGCCGUGGCUAAUUCUACUUUGUUAUCUGCAAGUGCUGUUACAUCAGCCCGAGAUUGCCCACCCAUGACUGUGACUUAUAGGCUUCAGGGAUUAGAUGGUGAAGCAACUGAACCUAUGAUUAAAGAACUGGAGGAAGAUAGAGAGGAAUCUCAAGACCCAGAAGUUGAGUUUGCAAUAGCAGGUGCAGUUCGAGAUUGUGGUGGACUAGAAAUUCUGUUGGGCAUGAUCAAGCGUUUGCGAGAUGAUUUCAAAUCCAAUCAGGAGCAAUUGGUCGCAGUUCUUAAUCUCCUAAUGCAUUGCUGCAAAAUACGAGAGAAUAGACGAGCUUUGUUAAGGCUAGGAGCUUUGGGCCUUCUUCUUGAAACAGCAAGGCGUGCCUUCUCUGUGGAUGCCAUGGAGCCAGCUGAAGGCAUCCUUUUGAUUGUGGAGAGCUUGACAUUGGAGGCUAAUGAGAGUGAUAAUAUUAAUAUUGCACAGAGUGCUCUUACUGUUUCUAGCGAGGAAACUGGGACAGGAGAACAGGCCAAAAAAAUAGUUGUCAUGUUCCUUGAAAGAUUGUGCCACCCUUCAGGACUAAAAAAGUCAAACAAGCAGCAGAGGAACACAGAAAUGGUUGCAAGAAUCUUGCCAUAUCUGACAUAUGGUGAACCUGCUGCAAUGGAAGCCCUCAUUCAGCAUUUCAACCCGAAUUUACAAGACUGGAGGGAAUUUGACCAGUUGCAGAAACAGCAUCAAGAAAACCCAAAAGAUGAGAACAUCGCUCAAAAAGCAGCCAAGCAGAGGUUUACUGUGGAAAAUUUUGUUAGAGUUUCUGAAUCACUGAAGACAAGUUCCUGUGGAGAGCGCCUAAAGGAUAUUAUCCUUGAGAAAGGUAUCAUAGAUGUUGCUGUUAGACAUCUUAGGGACAGUUUUGCAGUGACUGGGCAGGCUGGGUUCAAAUCUAGUGCUGAAUGGUCCUUGGGUUUAAAACUGCCAUCUGUCCCUCAUAUAUUGUCCAUGCUGAGGGGAUUGUCAAUGGGGCACCUGGCUACACAAAGGAGUAUUGAUGAGGGAGGGAUCUUACCACUGCUUCAUGCUCUGGAAGGAGUCGCUGGAGAGAAUGAGAUUGGGGCGAGAGCUGAAAACUUAUUAGAUACAUUAUCUAAUAAGGAGGGAGAAGGAUAUGGAUUCUUGGAGGAGAAGGUCUGUACGUUGCGCCGUGCCACUAGAGAUGAAAUGAGGCGCCGAGCUUUGAGGAAGAGAGAAGAGUUGCUUCAGGGACUUGGCAUGAGACAAGAACUGGCUUCGGAUGGUGGUGAGCGAAUUGUUGUUGCUAGACCAAUCCUGGAAGGUCUGGAAGAUGUAGAGGAGGAAGAAGAUGGAUUGGCAUGCAUGGUGUGUCGAGAGGGAUACAGUUUGAGGCCCACUGAUUUGCUGGGUGUCUACUCGUUCAGCAAACGAGUGAACCUGGGUGUUGGCAGUUCAGGAAGUGCUCGUGGGGAGUGUGUUUACACCACUGUCAGUUAUUUUAACAUUAUUCAUUUCCAAUGUCAUCAGGAGGCAAAAAGAGCAGAUGCAGCUCUGAAGAAUCCAAAGAAAGAGUGGGAGGGGGCUACCCUCAGAAAUAAUGAAUCUCUUUGCAAUUCUUUAUUUCCUGUUAAUGGGCCAUCUGUUCCACUAGCACAAUAUAUCCGCUAUGUAGACCAGUAUUGGGAUAACCUUAAUGCUCUAGGACGUGCUGAUGGAAGCCGGCUGCGGCUAUUGACCUAUGACAUUGUUCUGAUGCUAGCUCGGUUUGCCACAGGAGCAUCAUUCAGUGCAGAAUGUAGAGGUGGUGGAAGGGAAAGCAAUUCUCGAUUUUUGCCUUUCAUGAUCCAAAUGGCUCGUCACCUUCUUGAACAGGGAAGCCCAUCCCAGCGCCGUAGCAUGGGAAAAGCUGUGUCAUCAUAUAUAGCAUCUUCCUCUUUGGAUUUCAGACCUUCUACUCCUGUAGCACAACCUGCUCUAGGAACCGAGGAAACCGUCCAAUUUAUGAUGGUGAAUUCCCUUCUCUCAGAGUCCUAUGAAUCAUGGUUGCAACACCGCCGUUCCUUCUUGCAACGUGGAAUAUACCAUGCUUACAUGCAGCACACUCAUGGCCGUCCAUCGAGUCGUGCAUCACCCACUUCAUCAAGCACAGUCAGAAUAGAAUCUGGAAGUCCCAGUGGAAGCCCUGCAGCUGAAAAAGGUGGAGCUGAUGAGUUAUUUUCUAUCGUUCGACCUAUGCUUGUCUACGCAGGCGUGAUUGAGCAGCUGCAGCACUUUUUCAAGGUCAAAAGGUCAUCAAAUGUGCCACCUGCUGGGGCUGAAGGAACUUCUACAGGAUCAGAAGGGGAAGAUGAGGGUGGAAGUUUGGAGGGUUGGGAGAUCAUAAUGAAGGAGCGGCUGUUAAAUGUGAGAGAAAUGGUGGGGUUCUCCAAGGAGCUGCUGUCGUGGCUAGAUGAGAUGAAUUCGGCCACUGAUUUGCAGGAAGCCUUUGAUAUUAUCGGUGUUCUAGCUGAUGUAUUAUCUGGCGGGAUUGCACGGUGUGAGGACUUUGUGCAUGCUGCAAUUAACGCGGGGAAAAGCUAAGGUGCAGGGAUAAUCAGGAGCAUGCUAUGUGUUCUAUUGUGUUGUAAGCUUUGUCCUCUCUGCUUUUACCAAUAUUCUUCUUGUAUCUGUAUCUUUUUUUCUGUUCUUUUUUUUUGUCCAAAUCCUACGAACUUGGGUGUUUCCAGCAUCUUCAUAAGAUAAUGGACAACGAAUAUAUGGUGAACACAUAUUGCUCUUGUUAAUUUGCUCUUGUUAAUGAAAUUGUUUUUCCCCAAA